Podospora pseudopauciseta is the source of this 1644-nucleotide messenger RNA. RefSeq lists its product as uncharacterized. The record is from RefSeq and is a predicted model, not a curated record. The coding region runs from base 1 to 1644 and encodes 547 amino acids. Gene Ontology annotation, molecular function: zinc ion binding; transcription coactivator activity. Gene Ontology annotation, cellular component: nucleus. Lineage: Eukaryota; Fungi; Ascomycota; Sordariomycetes; Sordariales; Podosporaceae. The transcript has a single exon. Gene Ontology annotation, biological process: positive regulation of DNA-templated transcription.
AUGUCGAAAGAACAGCUUUUCCAACUGCUGCCGAUGCCAGACGAUGGCCUGCAACAAGUCCUCGAAUAUGCCGCCACCCUUUCCAAGCAAGAAGCUGCUGAACAUUUCUCCAACAUGCUCGGCGACUCGCCCCAAGUCGUCGAGUUCAUUUCGACAUUCAACGCACGACGAAGCGAUCCAAAAGCAUCACCGCCACCAAGAAACGCACCCACGUCCACGCCCACGUACUCUUCCGCAUCGACCGCCCAAAACUCAGCACAAAACUCUGAAGCUGACGGCGUCCCAAAGCCCCGUCGAGGUCCCAAGAAGAAAGCAAAUAUCCAUACCCCGCCCCCUAGACAAGUCGCCUCGUUUGCGCUUGGGCCAGGAACUGUCUACAGCAAGAAGGACUCGCAAGAUGAAUACAUCUCAGCACGAUCAGGCGCUUCGACACCCUCACACGCCACCAGUGGUCCCAGCAAACCACCACCCACCAAGACUGCCACACCUCCUCUGACCCAGACCUCGAAGCCUCCUCCCUCCGCGUUAGGCUCCCUAGUGUCGGACCUCGGGCAACCCAAGUCCAAAACCAAAUCCAACCCUACCUCACGAACUUCGACACCCGGACCAUCGUCAUCGAAGAAUAACAAUGGGAAUACGGCCAAGGUCACCAUCACAGGAGGCGUGGCGAUGCAUGGCUCGUCUACGGUCCUGAGCGACCUCGACCAAGCCAUUCGGUCUCUCGAGAUCACCACCAAUCCCUCACACUCAACAAAUAGCGCCGAAGGUGUGGCGGCACGACGGUGUAAUUGCGUUGGAACAAGACAUCCUCCCCUGGCAGCAGCCCCGAACUGCCUUCAUUGCGGCAAAGUCAUCUGCAUCAAGGAAGGGCCCGGACCAUGUACAUUUUGCGGGCAACCAUUGCUGAGCUCGGCUGAGAUACAAGGUAUGAUCAAGGAGCUUAGGGCAGACAGAGGACGUGAGAAGAUGGCAGCAGAUCGGGAAGCGCAUAAGAAGGCCGAGGUUGCAGGGACCCCACGGCCGUAUACCAAAACCAGAGAUCCCACCAUCGCAGAAGCGCAAGCUCUAGCUCACCGGGACAAGCUGCUAGCAUUCCAAGCUCAAAAUGCCCAACGGACGACGGUACGGGACGAGGCAGCUGACUUUGAUGCCACUGUGGGAGGAAGCAUGUGGGCCACCCCAGAAGAAAGGGCGUUGGCGUUGAAGAAGCAACAAAAGCUCCUUCGAGAAAUGGAAUGGAACGCUAAACCUGAAUACGAGAAGCGCCAGCAAGUCGUGAGCAUUGAUCUCACAGGGCGUAAAGUGUUCAAGAAGAUGGCCAAAAUUGAGAGACCCCCAACGCCUGUUGAUGAUGUCGAAGAUGACUAUGGCUAUGAAGCUCCCAUCUUGCAAGGCACCCACGUGAGCAAGGGGCAAGGCGGUGCUUUCAGCAAGAACCCACUACUGAGCGGAGUAAUCCGGCCGGUCUACGAUUUGAAGGGCGAGGGCGAGAAGCUUGAAGGUAGGAAAGACAGGGCCACCAAAUGGCGAAGAGUCCAAGAUGAUUUGGAGAACAACGAGGAAGCCAUUCUCGAUGGCGGCAUUUACGGUGGGGGUCAAGGCGCCAGAGUGGGAGCAGUUGGCGAUGAGCCAGAGUGCGCUUAG